AUUUGGCACCAGACAAAAUUAGAUGCAAAAUUUGAGUAAAUAGCAUUUAAAUAUAAGUCAAAGUAAAGUAUUGAUGUGAAACAAUUCGUAAAUCUUUGUAAACAAUUUCAACCAAUAACAGACUUAAAGUUGACUGUAUGUAAACUCUGAUCAAGGUUGACGGAUUCUCUCCCCCGCGUCUCCACGUUCGUUUCCCUCCACGUGUUUGACAGGACGCUCAGAUUCUAUUACGUCACACGUAAUAAAAUCAAAGUCCGUGAAGCUGCCUCCUCCGCGGACCAUGACGCAGCGCGGGUCCGGUAGAGUCCCGGUUCGGCUGCUGUGUCCGGUCGGGCUGUUGUGCUGCUGGUUGUGGGUCUUACCCGUGACGUCACACCCGCAGUGUCUGGACUUCAAGCCGCCGUUCAAGCCGUUGCGGGAGUUGCAGUUCUGUGUCAUGUACACGAACUUUGGCUGCUGCGACUAUGACAAAGACCAAGAGCUCCUGAACAGGUACCAACGGGUCAUUGGCAGGCUCGGUUCUGAUGAAUACUCCGACUGUGCGGGCUUUGUUCUGGAGCUGCUCUGCCAGGAGUGCUCCCCCUACGCAGCUCACCUCUUUGACGUUGAGGACCCAAACACCGCGGUUCGGACUCUUCCCGGUCUCUGUCCCGACUACUGUCACCAGUUCUGGAAGAAGUGCAAGUCCACCCUCUCCGUCCUCUCUGAUGACCCACACAUUGUCCAGGUCAUAGAGGACCAGGCUGCUGUGUGCCGAUAUCUGGAGCUGGGCGAUGCGGACUACUGCUACCCACACCUCAUCAGCAACCAGAGGCUGAGCCAGGACUUGGGCCGGGUCAAGUCUGAUCUGACUGGUUGUCUCCAGUUGUGUCUGGAGGAAGUGGCCAACGGGCUGCGGAACCCGCUGGCCAUGGUCCACGCAAACGACGGCACCCAUCGGUUUUUCGUGGCUGAGCAGGUGGGCUUGGUUUGGACUUACCUGCCUGACCGGUCCAGACUGGAGAAGCCGUUUCUGAACAUUACAGAGGCUGUGCUGACAUCAUCGUGGGAAGGGGAUGAGAGAGGCUUUCUGGGACUUACCUUUCAUCCCAAGCACAAGUACAACAGGAAGCUGUAUGUGUACUACUCAGUGGCGGUGGGUGUGGACGAGCGGAUCAGGAUCAGUGAGUUCCACGUGUCGGCCAGUGACAUGAAUGUGGUGGAUCACUCCACUGAGCGCGUCAUUCUGGAAAUUGACGAGCCUGCAUCCAACCACAACGGAGGCCAACUGCUAUUUGCAGACGAUGGUUACUUGUACAUUUUCACAGGUGAUGGCGGAAUGUCAGGAGAUCCAUUUGGCAAAUAUGGCAAUUCCCAGAACAAGUCAGCCCUGUUGGGCAAAGUUCUGCGUAUCGAUGUGGACGACAAUGAAAAAGGCCCCGUGUACAGAAUCCCUGCAGACAACCCUUUCACACAGCAGCCAGGAGCCCGGCCUGAGGUCUACGCCUAUGGCGUCCGCAACAUGUGGAGGUGCUCCGUGGAUCGGGGCCACCCUCAAACCAAGGAGGGGAAAGGUCGCAUCUUCUGCGGGGACGUGGGCCAAAACAAGUUUGAAGAGAUCGACAUAAUAGAGAAAGGUGGAAACUACGGCUGGAGAGCCAGAGAGGGCUUCGCCUGCUACGAUAAGAGUCUGUGCAACAACAGCUCAUUGGGUUUUCCCACAGAUGAUGUCCUCCCUAUUUAUUCAUACUCCCACAAGAUGGGCAAGUCUGUGACGGGCGGCUACAUGUACCGAGGCUGUGAACAUCCCAACCUCAAUGGCAUGUACAUUUUUGGAGACUUCAUGAGUGGGCGUUUGAUGAGUUUGCAGGAGGACGUGAACACGGGACAAUGGAGGUACAGUGAGAUCUGCAUGGGGAUGGGUCAGACGUGCGCUUUCCCUGGACUCAUCAAUAACUACCAUCAGUACAUUAUCUCCUUCGCUGAAGAUGAAGCUGGGGAGCUCUACUUCAUGUCCACCCGGAUACCAAGCGCCACAUCUGCCUCCGGAGUGGUUUACAAAGUGGUGGAUCCUUCAAGACGUGCUCCACCGGGACAGUGUCGUUAUGAUCCUUCUCCUGUCAGAGUUAAAAGUGAUCUCAUCAGAUUUGUUCCCCAGGAAAUGCUGAUCAGCGCGAAGCCACGGAGCAGAAACAAGGCUGAGCCUUCAGCCCCUGAAUCCUCCGAGCGGCUCCAAGGCCAAGGCGCCGCCAAAGCCAAACACUCGAGGCAGAAAGGCAGACGCAGGAAGGGAAGAGUGUAGUCUGCUGUCAGAGCCGCUCCCAACAUCAUAAUGAAAGAGAGGAGGUGUGUGUGGUCCUCAGUGAUCUGAGCAGCCACACACAAUCAAUGCAGUUAACUAAUACAUUCAAAGCCCAGUUUUAAAAGCAUCCGGCGAUGUUUAAAACACACAAUUUAGUGGACGUGGUUUUUAUACACUGAAAUUGAAUUCAUUUUUCAUACCACAGGUUUUGAGUC
Molecule: messenger RNA, 2496 nt
Organism: Betta splendens (Siamese fighting fish)
Lineage: Eukaryota; Metazoa; Chordata; Actinopteri; Anabantiformes; Osphronemidae
Gene: hhipl1
Product: HHIP-like 1
Exons: 9
Coding region: 281-2281 (666 amino acids)
Source: RefSeq, a predicted model, not a curated record